AAUCAGCACGAGCCGCAAGACCUCGGCCCCCACCUUAACCUCGCCAUACUCAACAUCAUCUGGAAAAUCAUUGCGGGCAGGCAAUUCUCCCAAGACGACGCGAAGAUGCAGGGCAUGAUGAUCGGACUCGAGGAGGUCUUCUUUGAUUUCUGCAUCCUCGGGAACUUCCACUUGGCGCCCCUCUUGGUCUUCUUUUGGUCGCCUGCGCUCAGGGCAUACAGACGCAUCCAACGCAAUCUGGCUGUCAUAACGAAAGUGUUCUCGGUAUUUCCACAAGUAUUAUCGGAAACGGGAAGCGCCAAAUGCUCACGAUCAAUGCGAAUCCCAACAGAACGCGGAUUACAGACGAACAUCGCUGACAUGUUCAUCGCCGGGAGCGAGACGACGGCGAGCUCCAUCCGUUGGUGCGUCCUGUUUCUCCUCUGCCACCCCGAAAUUCAGGAGAAACUCCAGGCU
Molecule: messenger RNA, 456 nt
Organism: Darwinula stevensoni
Lineage: Eukaryota; Metazoa; Arthropoda; Ostracoda; Podocopida; Darwinulidae
Source: the annotation of a GenBank genome assembly